This is a messenger RNA of Suncus etruscus (white-toothed pygmy shrew), 9842 nucleotides long. It is a transcript of the gene PTPRD, whose product is annotated as protein tyrosine phosphatase receptor type D. Lineage: Eukaryota; Metazoa; Chordata; Mammalia; Eulipotyphla; Soricidae. Gene Ontology annotation, biological process: protein dephosphorylation. The record is from RefSeq and is a predicted model, not a curated record. The coding region runs from base 477 to 6263 and encodes 1928 amino acids. Gene Ontology annotation, molecular function: protein binding; protein tyrosine phosphatase activity. The transcript has 43 exons.
GGUAGGAAUAAAAAGCAAGCAGUUCCUGGCCUGUGAUGUUCCAGCUAAGCAUGUCUGACUGACAACAUGUUGGCACCAGCAUUGAAGGAAGUGAUGGGCUUCAGCUCCUGGUUCCUGUCCUGAGACCACAGCAGGAUGUGCCUUGGGCAAAGGCUUGGACUCCUGGAUUAUUCAGUAACUUCAAAGAUCUGGUCUCAGGGUGGAGAACUUUUUCUUUGAAUUCCUAUCCCAUGAACUUAAGUGAUGGUGCCUGUCAAUUAGCUGAACAACUUGGGUUUUGAACUUCUCAAGGCCAGGGACUGUAUUGAUGAGCACCUGCAUUGGUUCAUAUAAGGGAGACGUCUGGUGAAUAUCAGUGGGAUCUACAGAACAAGCUCUGAAAGUGUUCCAGCUGAAAUUUCAGAUCCAAGAGACACACUGUGGCUUUAGAGGCAGUGAUUCCAAGCCGUCAGCUCACGCUGCUGCCAAGCUGCAGGAUGGUGCACGUAGCCAGACCACUGCUGCUGCUCCUUGCUUUCUUUCUCCAAGCGGAUGCUGAGACACCUCCUAGGUUUACACGAACUCCUGUUGACCAGACUGGGGUCUCUGGUGGAGUUGCCUCAUUCAUUUGCCAAGCUACAGGAGACCCAAGACCAAAAAUUGUCUGGAAUAAAAAAGGAAAGAAAGUCAGCAAUCAGAGAUUUGAGGUAAUAGAGUUUGACGAUGGAUCUGGAUCAGUUCUCAGAAUACAGCCAUUACGGACUCCAAGGGAUGAGGCCAUUUAUGAAUGUGUGGCCUCCAAUAACGUGGGAGAAAUAAGUGUAUCUACCAGACUCACAGUUUUGCGUGAGGAUCAAAUUCCUAGGGGCUUCCCUACUAUUGACAUGGGCCCACAGUUGAAGGUGGUUGAGCGUACACGCACAGCCACCAUGCUUUGUGCUGCUAGUGGGAAUCCGGAUCCAGAAAUCACAUGGUUCAAAGAUUUCUUACCCGUUGACACAAGCAACAACAAUGGCCGUAUUAAACAGUUACGAUCAGGUGGUACUCCAAUAAGAGGUGCCCUUCAGAUUGAACAGAGUGAAGAAUCUGACCAAGGGAAAUAUGAGUGUGUUGCCACCAACAGCGCGGGCACUCGCUAUUCUGCCCCUGCCAAUUUAUAUGUCAGAGAGCUGCGAGAAGUUCGUCGUGUUCCACCACGGUUCUCUAUACCACCCACUAAUCAUGAAAUUAUGCCGGGUGGAAGUGUUAAUAUCACCUGUGUGGCUGUGGGGUCACCAAUGCCUUAUGUGAAGUGGAUGUUGGGGGCAGAAGAUCUAACACCUGAAGAUGAUAUGCCAAUAGGAAGGAAUGUUCUAGAACUGAAUGAUGUAAGACAGUCAGCAAAUUAUACCUGUGUUGCGAUGUCAACAUUGGGUGUCAUUGAAGCAAUAGCACAGAUCACUGUCAAAGCCUUACCCAAACCUCCUGGAACUCCUGUGGUGACUGAGAGCACAGCUACAAGCAUUACAUUGACUUGGGACUCUGGGAACCCUGAGCCCGUCUCUUACUACAUCAUUCAACAUAAACCUAAAAAUGCCGAGGAAUCUUAUAAAGAAAUCGAUGGGGUUGCUACCACUAGAUACAGUGUUGCUGGAUUAAGUCCCUACUCAGACUAUGAAUUCAGGGUUGUUGCUGUCAAUAACAUUGGGCGGGGGCCUCCCAGUGAACCCGUGCUGACUCAGACCUCAGAGCAAGCACCAUCCAGUGCUCCGCGGGAUGUCCAGGCACGGAUGUUGAGUUCAACUACCAUUUUGGUCCAGUGGAAGGAACCUGAAGAACCAAAUGGACAAAUUCAAGGAUACAGAGUUUAUUAUACAAUGGAUCCCACUCAGCAUGUUAACAACUGGAUGAAGCAUAAUGUAGCAGACAGCCUUAUCACUACUAUUGGGAACCUAGUGCCCCAGAAAACAUAUUCUGUCAAAGUCCUUGCUUUUACCUCAAUUGGAGAUGGUCCACUUUCAAGUGACAUACAAGUCAUCACUCAAACAGGAGUACCAGGGCAGCCUCUAAGCUUCAGAGCUGAACCUGAAUCUGAAACCAGUAUUUUGCUCUCUUGGGCACCUCCAAGGUCAGAUUCUAUUGCCAACUAUGAACUGGUCUACAAAGAUGGGGAACACGGAGAGGAGCAACGAAUUACCAUUGAGCCAGGAGUAUCUUAUAGACUGCAAGGGCUGAAACCAAACAGCUUGUACUUCUUCCGUCUAGCUGCACGCUCUCCUCAAGGCCUGGGUGCCUCGACAACUGAAAUAUCUGCUAGAACCAUGCAGUCAAAGCCGUCCGCUCCUCCUCAAGACAUUAGUUGCUCCAGCCCAAGUUCCACUAGUGUUUUGGUAAGUUGGCAACCUCCACCCGUGGAAAAACAGAAUGGCAUUAUUACUGAAUACUCCAUCAAGUAUACCGCCGUGGACGGAGAAGAUGACAAACCUCAUGAGAUUUUGGGAAUUCCUUCGGACACUACCAAAUACCUUUUGGAACAGCUGGAAAAAUGGACUGAGUACCGGAUCACUGUGACAGCCCACACAGAUGUCGGCCCUGGCCCUGAGAGCUUGUCCGUGUUGAUUCGAACCGAUGAAGAUGUUCCUAGUGGUCCACCUCGAAAAGUCGAGGUAGAGGCUGUCAACUCAACAUCUGUUAAAGUCUCAUGGCGCUCGCCUGUGCCCAGUAAACAGCAUGGCCAGAUAAGAGGAUACCAGGUGCAUUAUGUGAGGAUGGAAAAUGGUGAGCCCAAGGGUCAGCCCAUGCUGAAGGAUGUUAUGCUGGCUGAUGCACAGUGGGAAUUUGAUGAUACUACUGAACAUGACAUGAUCAUUUCUGGGCUCCAGCCUGAAACUUCCUACUCCCUUACUGUCACAGCCUACACCACCAAAGGAGAUGGUGCUCGCAGCAAGCCCAAACUGGUGUCCACCACUGGGGCAGUUCCAGGGAAACCCCGCCUUGUGAUUAACCACACCCAAAUGAACACCGCUCUCAUUCAGUGGCAUCCACCUGUGGACACAUUUGGACAACUUCAGGGCUAUCGUCUAAAAUUUGGCAGGAAGGAUACAGAGCUACUCACUACUCUUGAAUUCUCUGAAAAAGAAGAUCACUUUACAGCUACAGAUAUCCAUAAAGGAGCAUCAUAUAUCUUCCGGCUCUCAGCCAGAAACAAAGUGGGCUUUGGGGAGGAGAUGGUGAAGGAAAUUUCUGUUCCAGAAGAAGUUCCAAAUGGAUUCCCUCAGAACCUCCACUCAGAAGGCUCCACUUCAACUUCUGUCCAGUUAUCUUGGCAGCCUCCUGUCCUGGCAGAGAGAAAUGGCAUUAUCACCAAGUAUACCCUUCUGUAUAGGGAUAUCAACGUCCCUCUUCUUCCAAUGGAGCAGCUUAUUGUUCCAGCUGACACCACUAUGACACUCACUGGCUUAAAACCAGAUACCACAUAUGAUGUAAAAGUACGUGCUCACACGAGCAAAGGGCCCGGGCCAUAUAGUCCCAGUGUCCAGUUCAGGACACUACCUGUGGAUCAAGCAGUGUUUGCAAAAAAUUUUCAUGUCAAAGCAGUAAUGAAGACUUCGGUGUUAUUAUCUUGGGAAAUUCCAGAGAACUACAAUUCUGCCAUGCCUUUCAAAAUUCUUUAUGAUGAUGGGAAAAUGGUGGAAGAAGUAGAUGGCCGAGCUACCCAGAAGUUGAUUGUCAACCUGAAGCCUGAGAAGUCAUAUUCAUUUGUGCUGACAAAUCGUGGAAACAGUGCCGGUGGACUGCAGCACAGGGUCACAGCAAAGACUGCACCAGAUGUUCUUCGCACCAAGCCUGCCUUCAUUGGGAAGACAAACUUAGAUGGAAUGAUUACUGUGCAAUUGCCUGAAGUACCUGCAAAUGAGAAUAUAAAAGGUUACUACAUAAUAAUUGUGCCUUUGAAGAAAUCUCGUGGAAAAUUUAUCAAGCCAUGGGAGAGUCCAGAUGAGAUGGAAUUAGAUGAGCUGCUUAAGGAGAUAUCUAGGAAACGCAGAAGCAUUCGCUAUGGGAGAGAAGUUGAAUUAAAGCCAUACAUUGCUGCUCACUUUGAAGUCCUUCCCACUGAGUUCACCCUGGGGGAUGACAAACAUUAUGGUGGAUUUACGAACAAACAACUCCAAAGUGGUCAAGAAUAUGUCUUUUUUGUGUUAGCAGUGAUGGAACAUGCAGAGUCUAAGAUGUAUGCAACCAGCCCCUACUCUGAUCCUGUUGUGUCAAUGGAUCUGGAUCCACAACCGAUUACAGAUGAAGAAGAAGGCUUGAUAUGGGUUGUAGGUCCUGUCCUUGCAGUAGUUUUUAUCAUCUGCAUUGUCAUAGCGAUUCUUCUUUACAAAAGUAAACCUGACAGGAAAAGGGCAGAAUCUGACUCUAGAAAAAGCAGCAUACCGAACAGUAAGGAAGUCCCUUCUCAUCAUCCAACAGACCCAGUAGAGCUGAGGCGCCUUAAUUUUCAAACUCCAGGUUCAGAUGAUUCCGGUUACCCUGGUAACCUUCAUUCUUCAAGUAUGGCUAGUCAUCCUCCAAUACCUAUCUUGGAACUUGCUGAUCACAUUGAAAGGUUGAAAGCAAAUGACAAUUUGAAGUUUUCCCAGGAAUAUGAGUCAAUUGAUCCUGGCCAGCAGUUCACGUGGGAACAUUCAAACUUGGAAGUAAACAAACCAAAGAACAGAUAUGCAAAUGUUAUUGCAUAUGAUCAUUCCCGGGUCCUCUUAUCAGCAAUAGAAGGCAUCCCAGGAAGUGACUAUGUGAAUUCCAACUAUAUAGAUGGUUAUAGAAAACAAAAUGCCUAUAUUGCAACCCAGGGAUCUCUCCCAGAAACAUUUGGGGACUUUUGGAGAAUGAUAUGGGAGCAACGGAGUGCCACGGUGGUUAUGAUGACAAAACUAGAAGAACGAUCUAGGGUGAAGUGUGACCAGUAUUGGCCCACUAGAGGCACAGAAACCCAUGGGCUUGUCCAGGUGACACUGCUGGACACUGUGGAGUUGGCCACAUAUUGUGUUAGAACAUUUGCACUUUACAAGAAUGGUUCAAGUGAAAAGAGAGAAGUAAGACAAUUCCAGUUUACCGCAUGGCCUGAUCAUGGUGUUCCAGAACACCCUACACCUUUUCUAGCUUUCUUACGAAGAGUAAAAACAUGUAAUCCUCCUGACGCAGGUCCCAUGGUUGUGCACUGCAGUGCGGGAGUUGGCCGAACUGGUUGUUUCAUUGUAAUAGAUGCCAUGUUGGAAAGAAUAAAGCAUGAGAAAACUGUAGAUAUUUAUGGCCAUGUAACUUUAAUGAGAGCCCAGAGGAAUUACAUGGUUCAAACAGAAGACCAAUACAUCUUUAUCCAUGAUGCACUGUUAGAAGCAGUGACUUGUGGAAAUACCGAAGUGCCAGCUAGAAACUUGUACGCCUACAUUCAGAAGCUGACACAAAUAGAAACAGGAGAGAAUGUAACAGGAAUGGAGCUUGAAUUUAAGCGUCUAGCCAGCUCUAAAGCUCACACCUCAAGAUUCAUCAGUGCCAAUCUUCCAUGUAAUAAAUUCAAAAAUCGCCUUGUUAAUAUUAUGCCAUAUGAAUCCACAAGGGUAUGCCUUCAGCCUAUCCGAGGAGUGGAAGGAUCUGAUUACAUCAAUGCCAGUUUUAUUGAUGGAUACAGGCAGCAAAAAGCCUACAUAGCUACCCAGGGACCUUUAGCAGAGACAACUGAAGAUUUUUGGCGGAUGCUCUGGGAACACAAUUCUACCAUCGUUGUGAUGCUUACUAAGCUACGUGAGAUGGGCAGAGAGAAAUGUCACCAAUAUUGGCCAGCAGAACGAUCUGCAAGAUACCAGUACUUUGUGGUAGAUCCCAUGGCUGAGUACAACAUGCCACAGUACAUCCUAAGAGAAUUCAAGGUCACAGAUGCCAGGGACGGUCAGUCCCGAACAGUGAGGCAGUUCCAGUUCACUGACUGGCCAGAGCAAGGAGUGCCAAAGUCUGGAGAAGGAUUUAUUGACUUCAUUGGCCAAGUUCAUAAAACAAAGGAGCAAUUUGGGCAAGAUGGACCCAUUUCAGUGCACUGCAGUGCGGGAGUUGGAAGAACUGGAGUCUUCAUAACACUAAGCAUUGUUUUGGAAAGAAUGAGAUAUGAAGGUGUUGUAGAUAUCUUCCAGACAGUCAAAAUGUUAAGAACACAACGACCAGCUAUGGUACAGACAGAGGAUCAGUAUCAGUUCUGCUAUCGAGCCGCACUAGAGUACCUGGGCAGUUUUGAUCACUAUGCAACGUAGAAACCCCUGAUCCAUUUUGGAUUUUUACUACAGGCCCUUCAAUAUUCAUGGAGUCUCUUCUGAGCCAUACAGGGCACUUAAGAAGUCCUUCUUAACUUCUAGCUAACAACCUCUUAGUGGGACUAUUACAUUCAAAACAAAUUAAAACCAAACUCUUCCAGGUGGACCAAGAAUUGAGUUUAACAAUAUAACCUAAAAAAAAAAAAAUCAGAAUCCUGACUGAUGAGGCAUCUGAAGGAUUUUAUUUACAGAUACCUCAAGGAUUCAAAAUAAAGGGAAGAAGAAAUUAUAGCAAAGAACCACCAUCUUGUUCAGGAUUGCUUGGUAGAUGUAAGAAGAAAUUAUCAGACAGUGCACUUCAGUGCAAGAUGUUUGUUGGUGUGGCUUCUCAUGAUAAAAUAAACUGCUUCAACAUCACCCCUUCCCACCAUAUUGCUCAUAAUAACAUUUUAGGAGGGAAUGGGGGAAAUGUUUAAAAGAAAGUCUUUAAUUUAGUUUUGUAGUAUUGUAAUGAUACUGCUGACCUGUGCUUCAUUUUUAACUGUGUAAACCUUUUUUUUUUUUAACAAAAUGUAUCAUUCGAUAAAGUGAAUUUUAAAAAGUUACAUAAAUCAUUUUUUAUUUCCAAAUUGUAGGUUUUUUUAAGCUGUAGAACUGUUAUCUGGAUAUAUCUUGCUGUAGAAAUAUAAAAUAAUUUGAACAUUUGCACAUUUUUGUGCAAUUCAUAAUCUACAGUAUUGGUCUUGUCCGAUAUUACUUUUAUACUUACAUUUAGUUUAAUUGAUGAGAAAGUACCCAUUUUCUUCAAAUAAUUAGAACUUUUGUUUUGGAAUCAACAGGGAGGCGCAAAGUAUAAAGUUGCUGCUAACAUAUACAUAGAUACUCGUAUGUUUAGGGUGUCUAUGUAUAUAUAACAUGUCCACACAAAAAGAGUUAUCAUUCAGUUCUUCAUGAUUUAGUUUUUUUAAGUAGAAAUUAUACUGUAAGCAUUCUUUUCGAUUUGUUGUUAAUUUUAUGACAUUGGUCUAUCUUAAUAUCACCAAAUUUGAAAUUUUUAAGGGAAAUGAGAAAUGCACAUCAGUGAUUGUCAAACCUCACCUCCUAUUCUCCUCCUAAUCCACCCAGUCAUAUCCACAAAUACCAUUUUGUUAGCCAGGCUUCCAACAAAGUACAAUAUUUCUAACACUCUAGUGCAAUAAAAAAUUAUUAAAUAUCUAAGAGGUGUGCAUGUGGGAAAGGUCAGUGCAUAUCCCUUUAGGAGGGGAGAAUGUUGUAAUAUAUCAGCUAUCAAGUUGUUUUAAAAAAGUGUAUUCAAUCGUAUAUUGUCUAUAGUAUGUGCUAUGAAAUUUGCAUUUAUGUAACAGGGGCAAAGCCAAACUCAUGUUACUCUGUUCAGUCAGAAAUAUUUUUAUGGCUUACAGCAUUCCUGGGAAGUGCUGUACCUUGUUUUGUUUUUUGGUUUUAGUUUUGCAUUUAGAGUGCCUUAUAAUUGAUGCCUAUUUUAAUAGCAUUUCUUUUUAGCUCUUAGUUCAUAUUUCCAUUAGUUGUUCAUAUAUGUUACUCUUCCAAUUAAAGCAUUAUCUGUUUACCACAUGUACAAAAACUCUUUGAAUAAUAUGCAUUCCUAGUUUUCAACCAAGUCGGGGAUGUUAGUGAUUGUAACCAGCCCAACGCACUUGGAUAAUCAGGGCCCUUUUUCCUUUCACAAUGGUCAACAUCAGGAAAAGCUACUUGCUUUAUUUAUAAUCCCUUUUAAAUUUGCUCUGAAAUAUUUAGUAAUUGCACUAAACCUUAGUGACAAACAUCAUUGACAACUUUGGAGUCUACUCGCUAUUCGCUAGGAAUUUUCUAAAAGGUGAAAUUAAAAUACUCAUGUGUAUGUAUAUAUUUACACAAAUAUACGUCUCCCUCCAAAUUUUCAAAAUAAUUACUAUAGGAAGCCAUGAAUGGUGGCAUGAGCUUGCCAUAACUUAUACUAUUUUAAAAAAAUUCUCAGAAUAACCAAGGAACUCUUAAGGAGUUUGGGUAUAAGUCUAAAUUUUGGUUUGAUUUUUAGCUUCAUUAAUGUUCUGCAUAAAAGACUUGUUUUCCAUAUUUUCCCAUCACAAGCAGAAAUGAAAUCCAAGAGACCAAACACUUGCAAGCAUUAUAUUUGAGCACUUUUGUAAAAAAGAAAAAAAAAGAAAAAAAAGAAGAAAAUAUAUAAUACUAAAAAAAAAAAAGUAUCUAGAAGGCUACCUCAGAAUGAGACUCUAACCUACAUCAAAACCAGAGAAGAAUGUGCACUAUGUGGGUCUGUUAUUUUCUUUGAGUUUGUAUCCUUUGGAUAUUUAUCCAAGUGCCAGAUUACUCUGCUAUAAUUUUCAUUUAGUGAAACCAAGGGGGUCAUACAAACAUUGCAUCACUGCAGACAUGCCAUGUGGACAUGUAGAAUUUUGCUGGUGUGUUGCACACCAGAACCAUUGGCCAAGGACAGUUUCUACUUGCAAUCAAAACUGACCUUUUGGCAGAGGGAAAGAGGAGAACAUGUGAAAAUGAAUGGGAUGCAUACCACAGACGAACGAGGUGACUAUUCCAGAUAUCUUGCUGUUCCAAAAACUAACUCCCUUACUGUCAUUGAUGUGCAUUCCACUCUGCUUUUCUCUACAAGCAUUCUUGGUUUAUUUUUCCCAGGUACACAUUUUUAUCUACAUUUCCAUCAACUUUCCAGUUGCCAAUUAUUUUCAUCCUCAUAACCAGUACGGUGCUAUUAUUUACCUAUGUAUGUGUAGUUAUGUAUAAUUUUGUAAUUAGUUACAAUGGUAAAAAAUCAAAAUAUAUAAAAAGUGAUUUGUACAGAACUUUAUUUUAGCUCUUUUUUAAAAAAUUAUUUGCAUGGUUAGAAAAUGGCGAGGACAGCCAGGGGAGGGAAGGGCCUCUAGGGAACUUUGCACUUUCUAUACCUUUGUACUAUGCACUGCCCUAUUGAUUCUACACCCAAUAAUGUUAUUACUUGAACCCAUCUGUAAGGAACUGCUUCAGAAAUUCAUUUGUGUGUAUGUAAAUAACACAGCAUAGAAACAGGAAGGGAAAAUUUCUGCAGUAAGGUACAGAUUUUUUUCUUUCCUGUUCAUUUUUGGUUUUGCUUUUUAUUUUUUAUUUUUGUCCUUCCCUUAAUUUUAAUUCCCUUUCUAUAUUCUUUUUUUUUUAACUUUUGCUUUCCUUUGGAUUAAUGGGUGCCCUGAUACUCCAGCAGAGAUCAGAAGGCUACAAUUCCAUCCUAUCCAUCAGUAUACAUGGCUUUGCCAUCCAAGCUUGGAGUGUCUUUACAAAGAAAAUAACAGUUGUGUUCUUUGCUCUCGUUUUGGAUGCAUAGACUGAAAAAUUUAAAAAAAAUAACUUGUAAAAUGGCUUGUUAAAAAAAUACAAUUACCUCUAAUUAGUAGUACGCGUAAACGUUUUACAGAAUGAAAGGCGUGCUUUUUAUUUUCUUACUUCGUUACAUUGGUGGCGAAAGAAGUCUGUAUGAAAAUCAGUUCUUUGCUGACACAAGUUCCCAUUUGUUACAAAUGAUUCUAAUAAAAAUGUCAGUGUUAUGCA